AUGUUGGAAGUCAAAGCUAACAACUGGUACCGAGACAACUACCUAAUCUCAACUGAGCCAAAUUUACUACAAGUUGAAGCAGUCAAUGCAGCGCUGAGUUCCGAUUUAGUAUGGUGGGCGAACGGGCUGCCCCUGGAGACGACGAAGAAGGCAUUGCAUAACUCGCUCUGCUUGGGCCUCUACGCUCUGCCACAGUCCACCUCUGAAAUCGCCGGUCACAGCAGUCCCAAGCAAAUCGGUCUGCUUAGAGUAGUGACAGACGAUGUAACUUUUGCAUACCUCACCGAUGUGUAUGUCCAGCCAGAGUAUCAGGGGAAGGGGCUGGGGCGCUGGAUGCUGGAGUGUUUGGACGAGAUUAUCAAGGGCUGGCCCCAUCUGAGGCGGUUCAUGUUUCUGACAAAUGACGCUAUGGAUCUGUAUCGAAAGACCAUUGGGGCCAAAGAAUGGAGCGAGGCCAAAACAGAGGGUGUCCAGGUCGGGACGGUUGAGGGGCCGGGUUGGCAGCAGCCUCAGUAG
Messenger RNA from Pseudomassariella vexata, 516 nucleotides. Its product is annotated as acetyltransferase. Gene Ontology annotation, molecular function: acyltransferase activity, transferring groups other than amino-acyl groups. The transcript has 2 exons. Bases 1 to 516 code for a protein of 171 amino acids. NCBI's taxonomy places the organism in Eukaryota, Fungi, Ascomycota, Sordariomycetes, Amphisphaeriales, Pseudomassariaceae. The record is from RefSeq and is a predicted model, not a curated record.